Messenger RNA from Nicotiana tabacum (common tobacco), 1312 nucleotides. Lineage: Eukaryota; Viridiplantae; Streptophyta; Magnoliopsida; Solanales; Solanaceae. The record is from RefSeq and is a predicted model, not a curated record.
GAACCUUUAGCAAUAAUUAACCUCAAAAGAUCAGCAAUAAUGGCUUCAAUUACCCUUUCUUCUUUUGCUGCUUCACUUUUGCUGAUCCUUUCAGUCAACUUUUAUCAAACAGAAGCUCAAGGUACUCAACCAAUUGUGAAAGGUCUUUCAUGGACUUUCUAUGACUCCAUUUGCCCCAAUGCUGAAUCCAUCAUCAGAAGCCGCCUCCAGCAGGUUUUCCGGCAGGAUAUUGGCCAGGCUGCCGGCCUUCUUCGCCUUCACUUCCAUGACUGUUUUGUUCAGGGUUGUGACGGAUCAGUACUAUUAGAUGGUUCAGCGAGUGGACCAAGUGAGAAAGAUGCACCUCCCAACUUGACUUUAAGACAGCAGGCAUUUAGGAUCAUUGAAGACCUUCGCCGCCGUGUGCAUCGAGAUUGCGGUAGGGUGGUCUCUUGUGCGGAUAUCACUGCUAUUGCUGCUCGCGACUCUGUUUUCUUAUCUGGUGGCCCUGAUUAUGAUCUACCUUUAGGAAGAAGGGAUGGACUCAACUUUGCAACAAGAAAUGAAACCCUAGCCAACCUUCCACCACCUUCAUUCAACGCUAGUGCCAUUUUAACUUCACUUGCCACCAAAAACUUCACCCCAACUGAUGUUGUUGCACUUUCUGGUGGCCACACCAUUGGCAUUGGACAUUGCACUUCUUUCACUGAAAGACUUUACCCUAACCAAGAUCCCUCGAUGGACAAAACAUUUGCCAACAACCUUAAAAACACUUGUCCAACCUCAAACUCCACGAACACGACUGUUCUUGACAUUCGAUCACCUAACAAGUUUGAUAACAAGUAUUACGUUGAUCUCAUGAAUCGACAAGGACUAUUCACAUCGGAUCAAGAUUUGUACACGGAUAGAAGGACUCGAGGCAUUGUUACAAGUUUUGCUAUUAACGAGUCACUUUUCUUUGAGGAAUUUGUGAAUUCCAUGAUCAAGAUGGGGCAGUUGAAUGUGUUGACUGGGACACAAGGUGAAAUUAGGGCCAAUUGUUCGGUCAGGAAUUCAGCUAAUUAUAAUUUGCUGCUUUCUACUUCUGUUGCAGAAGAGCAACAAAGAACUUGGUCAGAAAUAUAAUGUAGCCCUUUGUGGUUAUUCUAGCUACAUGUGUGUUGUCUUAUUUUUUGAAGGAUAAAUUAAGAAAGAGAGUACGUGCUAUGUUGGUUGUCUUUGUUUAGAACUAUGUGUGACAAGAAUCUUUGUGAAGACAAGUGUUUUGUCUGAGAUGUACUCUGUACUAUUCAAUAAUACGUAACACUUUCGUUACUACUUUAGCCAAUCUUAA